GUGCAGCCCUAAGUUUUACAAUUAAUAUAUAUUCACACCUAUCUAAUAUAUUUUAUUCCCAAAAAAUAUGCCCAAGGAACAGUUUCGUGCCUCGGCGUUGAACAAAAAAAUUUCACAUGUCCAGUUUGGAAUCAGUGGCGCCGAUGAGAUUCAGCAGGAAUCGCUGGUGAGGAUCACUUCAAAAAACCUAUAUCAGGGACAGCGACAACCGGUGCCUUCUGGCGUUCUGGAUCGCCGAAUGGGCAUUAGCACAAAAGAUGCUAUAUGUGAAACAUGUGGUCAUGGUCUGAAUGAGUGCAUCGGACAUUUUGGCUAUCUAGACUUAGCGCUCCCCGUUUUCCACAUAGGCCACUUCCGUGCCACAAUUAAUAUUCUACAGAUGAUAUGCAAGUCGUGUGCCCAAGUGAUGCUUAAGUUAGAGGACCGACUCUUAUUUGAGAAAAAACUACAUAACCCAAAUUUCUCAUAUCUGGGAAAAAAGGCUUUGCAUGCGCAGAUGUUGGCCAAAGCCAAGAAAGUCACAAAAUGCCCACACUGUGGAACGGCGAAUGGUGGCGUAAAGAAGGGUCCCGGGCUUCUGAAAAUUCUGUAUGAUCCAUACAAAGGGCGCAAGGUAGAUUCUCUUUUUACAAGCAACAUGGAUGAAAUGCUUCGCUCGACAGAGUUUAAUCGCGACCUUAAUCUUACGCUCAGCAAUUACAGCACGGCUGAGGAGCUCACUCCAUUAAUGGUGCUAGACCUUUUUGAACAGAUCCCACAGAGUGAUGUAGCCUUAUUAGGAAUGUGCUCUCGCGGUGCCCAUCCAAAGCAUCUAAUUGUGACGCGUGUAUUUGUGCCUCCUGCCUGCAUUCGUCCAUCGGUAUUAUCAGAAGUAAAGGCCGGCACUACAGAAGAUGAUUUGACUAUGAAACAGAGCGAGAUCUUGCUAAUUAAUGAUGUGAUCCAGCGUCACAUGGCUACCGGUGGAAAAAUAGAGCUUAUAUAUGAAGACUGGGACUUUUUGCAACUGCAUGUGGCACUUUACUUCCAUAGCGAGAUCAGUGGAAUACCAAUAAACAUGGCACCAAAGAAAACUACACGGGGCAUUGUUCAGCGUUUGAAAGGAAAACAGGGACGAUUCCGAUGCAACCUAUCUGGCAAACGUGUAGACUUCAGCGGCCGUACCGUCAUUUCGCCGGACCCCAACUUGAUGAUAAAUCAGGUUGGAGUGCCAGUGCGUGUGGCUAAGAUUCUUACAUACCCGGAACGUGUAAAUCUCGCAAACAUUCGUCACAUGAAGCAACUGGUACGCAAUGGGCCUUGCACGCACCCUGGGGCCAACUACGUUCAGCAGCGGGGCUCAAGUUUCAAAAAGUACCUGGCAUAUGGCAAUCGUGAAAAGGUUGCGCAGGAGCUUAAAUGUGGGGAUAUUGUAGAGCGGCAUCUUUGCGAUAACGAUAUCGUUCUAUUUAAUCGCCAGCCAUCGCUCCACAAAAUGUCAAUUAUGUGUCAUCGUGCCAAAGUACAACCGCAACGAACAUUUCGCUUUAAUGAGUGCACCUGUACACCAUACAACGCAGACUUCGACGGUGAUGAGAUGAAUCUCCACUUGCCACAGACGGAGGAAGCCAGAGCCGAGGCGUUAAUUCUUAUGGGCAAUCAGUCAAACUUGGUUACGCCCAAAAAUGGCGAGAUUUUGAUUGCGGCCACGCAGGACUUUAUAACCGGUGGAUAUCUGCUUACACAAAAAGAGGUUUUUCUCACCAAAGAAGAAGCCAUGCAGUUAGCUGCAUGCUUUUUAGCCAACGAGGACUCUACCAUGAACAUUCAGAUACCGACUCCUGCUCUUCUUAAACCACGACGACUCUGGACGGGAAAACAAAUAUUCAGUUUGCUCAUUCGCCCAAACAGUGACUCGCAUAUUCGCCUCAAUAUGGUGAACAAGGGCCGAAACUAUACAAAAAACAUGGAUCUAUGUAACAAUGACUCUUGGAUUCACAUCCGAAAUUCUGAGCUGAUGUGUGGUGUAAUGGAUAAGGCAACAAUGGGCUCGGGUACAAAGCAAUGCAUCUUUUACUUACUACUGAGGGACUUUGGUGAGGCUCACGCUACCAAGGCAAUGUGGCGAUUGGCGAGGAUCACCUCUUACUUCAUACAGAACCUUGGGUUCUCCUUCGGCAUCAGUGAUGUGACGCCUAGCCAAAAACUUCUGCACCACAAGGAGGUGUUGUUGGAGCGCGGCUACGCAAAGUGCAACGAAUAUAUAGAAAAUUUAAAAUCCGGAACACUACAGUGCCAACCUGGAUGUACGCCCAAGGAGACCUUGGAAUCGGUAAUGUUGCGUGAGCUAUCCGGCAUUCGCGAGCAAGCAGCCAAAACUUGUUUCGCCGAGCUGCACACCACCAAUAGCGCUCUUAUAAUGGCUCUGAGUGGCUCCAAAGGCUCAAACAUCAAUAUUUCUCAGAUGAUCGCUUGCGUAGGACAGCAAGCUAUUAGUGGUAAACGAGUUCCUAACGGUUUUGAGAAUCGCGCUUUGCCCCACUUUGACAGGCACUCUGCUAUUCCCGCGGCUAGGGGCUUCGUUCAGAACAGCUUCUAUUCGGGCCUAACACCUACGGAGUUUUUUUUUCACACUAUGGCCGGACGCGAAGGUUUGGUUGACACGGCGGUGAAAACUGCAGAGACAGGAUAUCUGCAAAGGCGUUUGGUCAAGUGCCUUGAGGAUCUGGUAGUGCACUACGAUGGCACUGUUCGCAAUGCUGUCAGUGAGAUGGUAGAUACCAUAUAUGGUGGUGAUGGCCUUGACCCUGUUUCAAUGGAAACCCGAAACAAGCCAGUCGAUUUAAUUCAUCAAUACAACAAUCUGCGGGCACAAAUACCGCAUCGCGUGCAACACGCUCUACCGGCCGCCGAGAUUCCUGUCGUUUUAGAAUCGCUUUUGAAGAAUUCAGAGUUUACUGACGCUCGCGACGAUUUUAAGAUGGAUAUCAAGAAGCACCUAAGUACUGCGUCUAAGCGCAUUGGAAGGCUGCAACAACAGUAUAAAGAAUAUGGAAAUCUUUGUCAUCAGAUCGAAUGCAUCACUUCCGAACAGUUGCUGGAAUUCUUACGUCGAAUUAAUGAUAGAUAUAAUCGCGCCGUAAGCGAACCCGGUACAGCAGUAGGAGCAAUUGCUGCCCAGAGCAUUGGAGAACCGGGCACCCAAAUGACGCUAAAGACUUUUCAUUUUGCUGGUGUAGCUUCAAUGAACAUUACUCAGGGUGUGCCUCGUAUUGUGGAGAUAAUCAAUGCAACAAAAACUAUUUCUACGCCGAUAAUAACUGCUGAGCUUCAAGAAAACAAUAGCAUGGAAUAUGCGAGACAGGUGAAGUCUCGCAUUGAGAAAACCACGUUGGGCGAGCUGUCUUCUUUUGUCGAGGUCGUGUGUGGACCUUAUAGUUGUCACUUAGCCAUGGGAAUUGACAUGUCGCGCAUCAAGGUGCUAGGACUUCAUAUCAACCUAGAGACUAUUGUGGCUUGUAUACUCAAGUCGCGAAUGCGACUAAAGCCUGCACAAGUGGAGAUUGCCGCCCGGACAUCGCGUAUUAUUGUUCGUGUUGAAGCUUCGCGAACCUCAACAAUAAACGCAGAGCUAGCGCGAUUGGCGCUCUGCCUCCAAAACGUUGUUGUUGCGGGCCUGCCAAACAUUGCGCGUGCCGUCAUUGCAGUAGAUGAUACUCGACAGCCGGCCACAUAUAAACUUUGUAUUGAAGGCUAUGGGCUUCGCGAGGUCAUUUCUACUUACGGCGUAGUCGGCGAACGCACUCGUAGUAACAAUAUCUGUGAAAUAUUCCAGACCCUUGGCAUUGAAGCAGCACGGACCAUUAUCAUGAGCGAGAUAACGGAAGUUAUGGAGGGGCAUGGUAUGAGUGUCGACUGGCGGCACAUUAUGCUUUUAGCCAGCCAAAUGACAGCCCGCGGUGAGGUAUUGGGUAUCACGCGACACGGUCUUGCUAAAAUGCGAGAAAGCGUUUUCAAUUUGGCGUCGUUUGAAAAGACUGCAGAUCACUUGUUUGAUGCAGCUUAUUACGGCCAAACGGACACUAUUAACGGAGUAUCGGAGCGGAUUAUACUUGGUAUGCCGGCGGGCAUUGGUACAGGUAUCUUUAAGCUACUACAUCAUCACGAAGACAAGCAAAUUCCAAUUAUUGACCAAACAAUUUGCAUUGGUUUGGAUCUUCUACCGUUCACGUAGGAGACACACUUUUUUAAACAUAUAUUAAAUCAUAUUUUUGAAAGAUCCUUAAUAAAUGCCCAUGCUGUCAUUUAUUGUUGGACGGAA
Drosophila obscura is the source of this 4300-nucleotide messenger RNA. It is a transcript of the gene Polr3A, whose product is annotated as DNA-directed RNA polymerase III subunit RPC1. The transcript is spliced from 7 exons. Gene Ontology annotation, molecular function: DNA-directed RNA polymerase activity; DNA binding. Bases 68 to 4213 code for a protein of 1381 amino acids. NCBI's taxonomy places the organism in Eukaryota, Metazoa, Arthropoda, Insecta, Diptera, Drosophilidae. The record is from RefSeq and is a predicted model, not a curated record. Gene Ontology annotation, biological process: DNA-templated transcription.